AUGGGAGCCAAAAGAGCAGUUGAGGGUCGUUCACAACCCUAUGAUGUAUUAUUAGCGGCUUAUCAGAAAAAAUCCAUAGGACGACCCAAUGCUAAAGAACGGAAAGGAUCAACAACUCAGACAGAUGAGCCAUUCAUUGACUCGGAUGAAGAAGUAGAAAAUGUGAUGCAAGCGAUUAGGCUCAGUAAACCAACACCAUUGGCUCAAAAGCCAUUUCAUUUUGUCAAACGUAGACGUCAGUGUUUCCGUUUGCGUGAUAUCUUAUUGGAUGCAAUCACGCCAAAAUUAGAGCCGACCUUAAUGAUGGGAGGAAGUAGCAAUAUGAAUAAUCACGGUGGCGACGGUGAUAAGGUCAAUGCUACUGAAUCAUUGACUGAUAUUGUUACACCGCAGUUUACAGUGCAGACUCAGCAUCGCCAACCACCGCCAGAUUUCUUAUAUAACCAUCAGAAUAGACUGUACAAUAGCACUAAUAAUAUGGUAGAGAAUAACAACGUGUACAUUAAUCCUCCAUGA
Molecule: messenger RNA, 516 nt
Organism: Mycotypha africana
Lineage: Eukaryota; Fungi; Mucoromycota; Mucoromycetes; Mucorales; Mycotyphaceae
Exons: 2
Coding region: 1-516 (171 amino acids)
Biological process (GO): regulatory ncRNA-mediated heterochromatin formation; regulation of transcription by RNA polymerase II; RITS complex assembly
Cellular component (GO): SAGA complex
Source: RefSeq, a predicted model, not a curated record